Messenger RNA from Arabidopsis arenosa, 3486 nucleotides. The record is from the annotation of a GenBank genome assembly. Lineage: Eukaryota; Viridiplantae; Streptophyta; Magnoliopsida; Brassicales; Brassicaceae.
AAUCACUCUCUCUCUCUCUCUCGCUAGGGUUUCCGAUAUCAAAUUCCUCAGAAAUUUUAGGGUUUUUUCUUGUUAUACCCUAAUCGGAAAUGAAGCUAAGCCAGAAAUUAAAGAAGCCUAGUUCAUCCACCAAGCUAAUUCUGCAAGAGAUCAUCGGUUUGACGACAACAAACGCCAAUGGAUUGGCAUCAGUUACUUGCAGCUCGAAAUGUGUUUACUUGGCGGGAUGUGUUGUGGUAGUCUACAAUGUAGAUUCUUUCACUCAAUCGCAUCUUGUUGUAUCUCAUCGUAUGCCUAAGCCUUUGAGCUGUGUUGCGGUUUCGCAGAAUGGGCGAUUUGUAGCUGCUGGAGAGUCUCCGAAUCUCUCUGCAGUCUUGAUUUGGGACUGUGAGACUUUGGGACUUGUCUCGGAGCUGAAAGGCCACCUUUAUGGAUCUCAGUGUCUUUCCUUUUCACCAAAUGGGGAAUAUUUGGUGAGUGUUGGAGGAUACAUAUAUCUUUGGGACUGGCGCAAAAGUAUCUUGAUGGCGAAGGUCAAAGCAAGUUCUAAUUUCUCUGAGAUAGCUUCUGUGACGUUCUCAUCCAAUGGAAAAUUCAUUGUUACUUCCGGGAACAAGCACUUGAAGUUCUGGACAGUUGGUUCUUUUCAGAGGACACGUUCAAGUAAAGUAGGAUCUUUGGCAUUUCAUGGAAAGCCAACUGAUAAUGGUUUUCAAACAGGAAACUCGUUUGUGUCAGUGGUAUCAAUCAAUAGAGUGAACUCUAGUGGAAUUGACGAACAAAGUGAUGAAUUUAUCUCAAUAUACGCUCUCACAGAAGCAGGUGUUCUAAUGCUCAUGGGUUAUGGAAUGUUAAUCAAGAAGUCGGUGGAUUUGAAGGUUGAAAAAUGUUUUGCUCUAUCUGCAUCCAGUGGAUUGAUAGCCUGCGCUUGCAGCAAGGGAAUGGUCCAGCUAUUUACGCCUGAAACUUUAGAUUAUGCUGGCACAAUACAAUUUUCAGAUGCUAAAAGUAGCAACACUGAAAAUCAGUCUCAUUCAGCAGAACUCAAAAAUAUAGAAUCUCCGCCUGUUAUCUUUCCGGACGCAGUUGCUUGCCAGUUUUCUACCAAAGAUAAGCUCGUUGUCAUCUAUGGGGAUCGUAGUCUCUAUGUUUGGGAUGUGAACGAUGUGAACAAGCCUACUAGGUGCUCGAUGAUGAUAUCACAUUCUGCCGGAAUUUGGGAUAUAAAAAACCUCUCUUGUGGAAAUUUGCACAGUCCAACAGCUGCAUGUGUAGCUAGGGGAUGCAGUGAAGGGGUUUCCUUCACUACAUGUUCUGAAGAUGGAACCAUCAGGUUGUGGGAUCUUGCUUUUGAAGUGGGUCCAGAAGCCAAUGCAAGCAGUAAUCCCUCAGAAUCUUCCACACAAGGGAUUAUGCAUUUAGCUAGCGCUGGAAUUUUUGAACGUGAUCUCGUUGAGACAUGUGGUAGCAAAUUUGGUUUCAGAGCACUGGCAGAUGCUCAUGAAGCAGAAAUUCAGUCAUUGAGCUUCAGCUCUCCUGGACUGAAAGACGUUGAUUCUGAAAAUGCCUUAAGCAGCGAUUUCUUGCUUGUUUCUGGUGGAAAGGGCCGAGCGAUCCACAUUUAUGAUGUCAAAAGGAACUUUGAUCCCGUUGGAAGUGUUUGUGGUUCAGCUGCUGUAACUUCUGUUAAAUUUGCAUGUAAUGGCCAGAAAAUGUUAACUUCUGGUGCAGAUAGGUUGCAGCUGUUUGACGUUGUCAGAAAAGCAAGUAGUGUGCGUCUUUCACCUUCUCAUCCUCAAACUCUCUCUCAUGGAACCAUCUAUGAUGUGGUUGUAGAUCCAACAUCAGGACUUGUUGUCACAGUGGGACAGGAUAAGAAGAUAAACAUAUUCGACAUAGGCAGUGGAAAGCUUGUUAGAUCAUUCAAGCAAGACAGAGACCAUGGAGAUCCCUUAAAGGUCAUUUUGGACCCAAGCUACAGCUACUUAGUAUGCUCCUACUCUAACAGAACAAUCUGCUUUGUCGAUUUCGUCACCGGAGAGUUGGUUGCUCAGGCCACAGGACAUGGUGAAGCUGUGACUGGUGUUAUUUUCCUACCUGAUUGCAAACAUAUCAUUUCAGUUGCAAGUGACGGCUGUAUUUUUGUCUGGAAACUUCCUUUGCGAAUGGCUACUCGUAUUAUACGGGCAGUAAAUGAAAAUGGCAGGUUAACUGUGGCCCAGCUCGAAAAGUUCAAGCAAAUUGUGGUUGAUUUGGAGAAAGACAAUCCAAAAGAUGCAUCAUGUUCUGCAAACUAUAAGCCAGUAGAAGAGAACGCAGAUCAGAUGCAGCAGCAAUGCUCCCCAUGGACAUCCUCAUUUAAGUUCAGCGUUUCUCGACUUCCUAAGUGGGCUCAAGCUAAAGUGGAAACAUCGGAUAUUGCUACCAAUUGUCAGGAUUCCAUUUCAAACCAGAAACAUGAAGAUGAAAGUCUGGCAAAUACUGUUGUUGACUGUGCUGAAGAAUGCUCUUCUGUAAAUCUUGACUGCCAAACUCCCAAACAAGGUUCAAAAGCCGAAAAUUCAUGCCUUGGAAGCCUUUCCAAAAGCUCCAGCGAUACUGAAACUUCAGUGCUUCAAAGAGAUGAUCCUAGCCACAGGAAAGAAAAAACCCGUUGGAACACUAUCUACAACGUGUGUUUGGAUCUUCUAAAUUCUCCAAACAUCCAAGCAUCUUUCAUUAAACAACAGAAACCUGAGAAUUUCUGCACCAAACAUUCUGCCGGGCAGGGGGGCAUGCUCAAGCAGUUUGAUAACAGUUUGUCAAUGAUAGACGAGGCUGAGGCCGAAAAAUCAUCCCAGCAAAGAAGAUAUUCGUCUCAGUUUGUCCUAAGAAGGGACUACAUUGGCGGAACCAAACAAUUUACGCGUACGCCCUCCCAGAAAUCAGGGUACAAGACUUUGAAAUCGAUCCAAGAACAUCUCCCUCUUGAUACGGUGAAUGAUCAAUCUUCGCAGAGUUCAGAAGAACAUUCUGAACAGGACAAGACGUCUUCAGAAGGAUUCCAUGAUACACUUGCAGACGAUUCACUUCAAGAAAGGAUAACUUCCUGCCGUCAAGCAUUACACGGUUUAAACGCUGCUGCUGCGGUUUUCGUCCAGUCAAUAUCGAAAUUAUCUACAGCUUCUCCUCGGGAUCAAAUCUCAGGUGAACUUAGAGCUCAGUUGUUUGAUGAAGCAGCUCUGAUGAUUCCAAAAUUGUCUCAUAACGUUAAUGAAGUUGUUGCCAAGAUAAUGCUUGAGCACAAAAAUAGAAACAAUGAUAGAAUGUUCUCCAAUUAGUUCAAGUAGAAAGAUUAUACAAAAAAACUCUGUACAGUUACUUCACCUUUCAAAUUCAAUAAUAAUGGAUUGUUUGUUGCUCUUCCUAAUUUGUCUUACAUUGACUGGUUUGCUUAUAUUUUUACUGCACAGACUUUUUUUCUUCUGAUAAAGUUACUUAUAAGGA